GCGAUUCUGCCAGAUAUCACCGCCAUCGUUGAUUAUCGCUGACACGAGGCUGGGAUCACGACUUCGCCAUUUUGGUCAAGUAACUUGCAAAUCAUUCGACUAACCCCUCAGGAUGUCUCGGGCCUCUAAGCUGACACUGGCGGCUACCAGUCUGGGCACAGCGGGAAUUGUUUACUUUGUGCAUUGGGCGCAAGAGCAAGAAAAGGCGUCAAUGCACAAGGCAGUUGAACUCGAUAUGGAGAAACAGCGCAUUCGGCAGGAACGACAGGCUGACUUUGAGAUGCAAAGGGCUCUUGAAGAGGAAUACCGAAAACUCCAGAAAGUCUCACCAAGCUUGGACGAACUCAUUGGAGCACAGAGAAGUCAAGGACAAGGGUCAUGAGACAUCUCUUGGUCUGCUGAUCCGACGAAGUGUGAUAAAGAUACUCAGGUCCAUGACUGUUGAACUUUACGGCAGCUACGCGGCAGUAAGAUAUACCUGGCUUGUACGAUAGACGAAGACCAUACACCCCAAUCUUUGCGAAAGCAUACCCUGGAAUUGACUCAUGCACUACCACAUAACGAUCAGCUCGCGCGAAGGGCUAAGGGAAUAGCUUGCUGCAAAGCCAUGACGCAGUAUCAAGAUCACAUACAUACAUGCAUAUAAUUGCGAUUUGCAAAGUUAAAACUCUUUAUGAAACCUUCUGUAUCUCUUCACAGUAUAUAGCAGUGUUGUUUGCAACACAAUACUUCGAGAAAGUAACCUUCGAAUCUUGCCUGCAGAUAAGACGCC
This is a messenger RNA of Aspergillus saccharolyticus JOP 1030-1, 772 nucleotides long. Its product is annotated as protein PET117. Gene Ontology annotation, biological process: mitochondrial respiratory chain complex IV assembly. Lineage: Eukaryota; Fungi; Ascomycota; Eurotiomycetes; Eurotiales; Aspergillaceae. Bases 113 to 382 code for a protein of 89 amino acids. The transcript has 3 exons. The record is from RefSeq and is a predicted model, not a curated record. Gene Ontology annotation, cellular component: mitochondrion.